AUGGCAUUGAACGAUCUCGAGCCCAGUAUUACUGCUUCAAGCACAUUUACUCAGACUGGUGCAGAAUACAUGGAUCUUAAAGAAAUACACAAAGAUAAAAGUAAAACACAAAGUGCUGAUCAAGCUACAGAUUACGCAGCUCUCCAUCCGUCAACUCGCUCUUGGGAAGUGGAAAGGGAUCAUGUGACGAUCGAAAAAAUAAUUGGUAAAGGUGCUUUUGGUCAAGUCGCUAAGGGAACGGCACCAGAACUUCAGGGGAGACGUGGAACUACUACAGUGGCCAUCAAAAUGCUAAAAUCAAACGCUGCUGAGUCAGAUAAGAGAGAUUUCAUGAAAGAACUUGCAGCAAUGAAGCAGCUAAAGCCACAUUCUCACGUCAUUAAACUUCUAGGAUGUGUUACAGAGUCCGAACCACUGCUGGUUUUGAUCGAAUAUGUUCCUUUUGGAGAUCUGCUGGGCUACCUGAGAAAGAGCCGUGGAUUAAAUGACACUUACUACAAAGACCCGGAUAUCAAACCACAAACAAAUCUGACGUCACAGCAGCUGAUGAAGUUUGCUUGGCAAAUAGCAGAUGGCAUGAGUAACUUAUCUUCAAAAUCUAUAAUUCACCGAGACCUUGCAGCCCGUAAUGUUUUGGUUGGAGAGAGAGAAACGUGUAAAGUGACAGACUUUGGAAUGGCCAGAGCUGUCCAGCAGGAAAAUAUAUAUGAGCGAAAGACAAAGGGUCGUCUUCCAGUAAAGUGGACUGCUUAUGAGGCGUUGUUGUACGGUACAUAUACCACCAAAAGUGAUGUAUGGAGUUAUGGAGUUGUGCUUUACGAGAUUUUUACCAUAGGUGGUUCACCUUACCCAAGAAUGGAUGGAAGAAAAAUUGCAAACGCACUUCAGGAGGGAUACAGGAUGCCUAAACGUCAACACGUGGAUAAAAAAUUGUAUCAGAUCAUGAUGAAAUGCUGGAAAACUGACCCGGAUGCAAGACCAACAUUCACUGAAUUAGAAAAUCAGUUGAAAGACAUGGAAACAAUGCCUAAGAGACUGAUUAAUAUGAAAAUGUACGACAAGCAGCUGUAUGCAAACGUCAAGGAUUUGAUAGCGUAG
This is a messenger RNA of Stylophora pistillata, 1098 nucleotides long. RefSeq names its product tyrosine kinase receptor Cad96Ca-like. The record is from RefSeq and is a predicted model, not a curated record. NCBI's taxonomy places the organism in Eukaryota, Metazoa, Cnidaria, Anthozoa, Scleractinia, Pocilloporidae.